This is a messenger RNA of Erythranthe guttata (spotted monkey flower), 1898 nucleotides long. RefSeq names its product pentatricopeptide repeat-containing protein At2g21090. Gene Ontology annotation, molecular function: protein binding; RNA binding. Gene Ontology annotation, biological process: RNA modification. NCBI's taxonomy places the organism in Eukaryota, Viridiplantae, Streptophyta, Magnoliopsida, Lamiales, Phrymaceae. The record is from RefSeq and is a predicted model, not a curated record.
AGAGAGCCCCAAAUAGUUUUUCAUGUGAUUUAAACAACAAAGACAGUAUAAAUUUCCAUGCAAUGGAUCGGAGAUUUGGCAAACCUCUUCUCAAACUGCAUCAACACCAAGAAUCUCAAGCUCGGGAGAUCCCUACACUCCCACCUAAUCAAAACAGCUUUUAUCAUCGACACAUUUUUCACCAACCGCCUAAUGCAGAUUUACUCCAGAUGCAACUCCAUUGAUGAUGCCCAGAAAACCUUCGAUGAUCUCACAUCCAAAAACGCCCACUCGUGGAACACGAUGAUUUCUGCGUAUUCUGAAACGGGCCGUUUCGAAAGAUCCCGCCACUUGCUCGACGAAAUGCCUGAACCAAAUCUCGUUACCUAUAACUCCAUGAUUUCCAGCUUCUGUCGAAGUGGGUUUGAUAAGGAAGCUGUGAAUUUGUUCAAAGGGAUGCAGAAAACGAGUCGGAAUGCGGUACUGAUGGAUGAGUUCACCGUUGUCGGUUUGGCGAACGCAUGCGCUAAUUUGGCUGCGUUGGAGUUGUUGCGCCAGGUACAUGAUGCUUCGAUAAUAAUGGGGUUGGAUUUCAAUAGGGUGGUUUGCAAUGCUUUAAUCGACGCUUAUGGGAAAUGCGGUGUGCCAAAGAGUUCUUAUUCGAUAUUCAGUCAAAUGGUGGAGAAAGAUGUCGUUUCUUGGACUGCUUUAAUCAUGGGCUUGGCACAGAACGGUGAAGGAGAAAAAGCUUUGUACUUUUUCACAAAAAUGCAGGAUGAAGGUAUAAUCGCCAACGAUAUUACAUACGUUAGUGCAUUAAGUGCCUGUGCAGAUUUAGCUCUCGUAGAAAAAGGGAAGCAAAUCCAGUGUUUCAUCAUCAGAAAUAGGAGUAGUAGUCUCUUCAAUAACGUGUUCAUAGUUAACGCGCUAAUCGACAUGUACAGUAAGUGCGGUGAGAUGAUAUCUUCGAUGAGGUUAUUUACGAGACUCCACAAGAAAGACAUCGUCACAUGGAAUUCACUAAUAACGGGCUUUGCUCAAAACGGACAAGGAGAGGCUUCGCUUGCUGUAUUUGAGAUGAUGGUGCAAGAAAAUGUAAGACCGAAUCACGUGACAUUUGUUGGUGUACUAUCAGCUUGUAGUCACUCGGGUUUAGUGUCUGAAGGGCUUCGUUUUCUUGCUACAAUGGAGGAGAGGUAUAAUUUGAUCCCACGAUCGGAUCACUACGCAAUUAUUGUAGAUUUGCUCGGACGAAAAAACAGACUUGGAGAAGCGUUGGAGGUGAUCGAGAAGGCUAAUUACGGUUCUAGCCUAAUCGGAAUGUGGGGUUCUCUUCUGGCGAAUUCUCGCGUUUAUGGGAAUUUGGAAUUUGCGAAAAGGGCGGCUGAAGCUCUGUUUGAGCUUGAGCCUGAAAAUACGGGAAGAUAUGUUAUGUUGUCGAAUAUUUACGCGAAUGCUGGUAUGUGGGACGAUGCUCGUGAAAUAAGAAGGGUUAUGGAGGAAAUGGAACUGACGAAAGAAGCGGGGUCCAGUUGGAUAGAGGUCAAGAAUGUGAGACAUGUGUUUGUAGUUGAGGACAUGUCUGAACAUAAGUUAGAAGAUGAUAUACGAGGAUUACUUGCGAACCUUGUCGCUCAAAUGAAGGAUGUUGGUUAGUGGUAACAUGUACUAAAAGAGUGCAUUGAACUGAUUAAGCAAGAAUUUUGUACUCGUGGGGGCAAAUGUAUUUUUUUAAAUAUCUUGGGUCAAUUGAUAAUACUACACUAGUUGAAAAAUAUUACGGGUGCACGCUUCGUAGUUUUAUACUGGCUGCACCACUAGUCGUCAACCUUCUACACUGGAACCUUUAAGUAUUCUUUUGAUUCUUGAUUAAUUUGAUCCAGUUUUCUUGAUGUCAAUAAGCCACGAUCGGUCAAAUC